Molecule: messenger RNA, 246 nt
Organism: Brugia pahangi
Lineage: Eukaryota; Metazoa; Nematoda; Chromadorea; Rhabditida; Onchocercidae
Source: the annotation of a GenBank genome assembly
AUGUUCUCCUUCACAAGGACGUGGGGACGAAUAUUGUCAUUAGAGUAUGUCAUGUGGCUCGUUCCCUUCAUCGAGUCGAUGUUAUCCUUCGCCUGCAACAUGAGCACUUUCCCAGAAGUUAUGGGUCAACUUUCAUAUCAUUUGAACUAUAACCUCAUCCUUGUACAACAUAUCUUGGUUAUUCUCGUUCAGUGGUACAUCUCGUUAAUUUUUAUGAUUAUACUUUUAAGUUCCUCAGCUUCAUAA